Fonsecaea erecta is the source of this 1410-nucleotide messenger RNA. RefSeq lists its product as hypothetical. NCBI's taxonomy places the organism in Eukaryota, Fungi, Ascomycota, Eurotiomycetes, Chaetothyriales, Herpotrichiellaceae. Gene Ontology annotation, biological process: secondary metabolite biosynthetic process. Gene Ontology annotation, molecular function: FAD binding; monooxygenase activity. Bases 1 to 1410 code for a protein of 469 amino acids. The transcript has 5 exons. The record is from RefSeq and is a predicted model, not a curated record.
AUGGCCUCACUUCAAGAGCGUAACGGCGCUUCGAAGCUCCCACCUCCAUCGAGGCUUCCGUCUCAAGAUGCCAAAAUCUUGGUUGUUGGAGCUGGGGUAGCCGGCUUGGUCGCAGCAUUGGAAUGCUGGCGUCGAGGGUUUGACGUCGAGAUCCUCGAAAGAACCGAUGGACAAAUUUUGACAGGUGAUACCAUCUCCCUUGCACCCAGCUGCCUCGGCGUCUUCAACCACUGGCCACAGAUGGCCGUCGAGCAUAACAAGUACGGAUACGAUGCCUUGAUUUCAUAUGUCAAGCAUUCGGGAGAGCAUAUAUUUGGACCGAUGCCAGCUCCGAUGGGACAACCUGAUACGGACCUCAGCGACCCAACCCGGGUACGGUGUUACUUUAUGCAUUCGCGCCCGCAGGUCUAUCGGACAUUCCUGUCAGAAGUGCAGCGCUGCGGGAUACCCGUCCGCUUUAAUACAACAGUGACCAACUAUUCCGAGGACGAAGAAGCCGGCAGGGGCGAAGUCCUGACGGAAGACGGUCAGAAAAUCGUGGCCGACAUCGUGGUUGCGGCUGAUGGAGUCGCCUCCACGUCUUACAAAAUCGUGACGGGCAGGAAAACGAAAGCCAAAAGCAGCGGAUUCUCGAUGUAUCGGGCUGCAUUUCCCGUGGAUCGAAUCUUCGCAGACCCCGAGCUGCAAAAGACUUUCGCGACAUACGGCGACAGGCCACGGUGGGAUUUCUAUAUCGGUGAAGACACUCAUUUCACGGCUUUCACCUCCAAAGACCUAGCAACGUUUUCUUACACCCACAGAGACGACGGCUCGGCCACAGACUCGUGGACAGCAUCUUUGAGUCCACCAGAUGUACUCAAGGUGAUGGAGGGAACUCCGGGCUGGAGCGAUCAGAUCAAAGGUUUCAUCAAAGCCGCCCCGGGCAAUAGUAUCAUAGAUUGGAAACUGCUGUGGCGCGAUCCUCAGCCGGAGUGGACGUCGCCCGGUGGCCGUGUGGUCCAGAUAGGCGAUGCCGCCCAUUCCUUUCUCCCGACUUCAGGCGGAGGAGCCACACAGGCGAUAGAGGACGCGAUAUCACUAGCAGUCUGCCUGUCGACUGGCGGCAAGAAGAAUCUUGCAAUAUCGACCAAAGUCCAGCAAAAGCUGCGGUUCGAGCGCGUCUCCUGUCAUCAGCUAAAGGGUUUCCUGAACCGCGAAAUGAUCCAUCGCACAGACUGGGAACGGAUCGCCAAAAACCCGUCCGCGAUCGAGCAGAAACACGGUGACUGGAUUGUCAUGCACGACCCUGAGGCGUACGCGAACGAGAACUACUGGAAAGCCUACGAUCACGUCGUUCGUGGCACCGAGUUCGUCAACACCAACGUUCCCAAAGGCUGGAGUAACAGGCAGUGGACGAUUGAACAGGUCUAG